AUGGUGGUGACCACGCGAAGUGGACGAGGCAGUGAUGUGCAUGCCUCAAGAGAGAAUCAUGUCAUGAUGGAUGAAGAUGAGUUGCGUGAUGAUGAUAUGCCUACGGUGGUUGAGGAUGUAGUGGAACCAAGUGUGAGAAAUGAUGUGCGAAUUGACAUUCAUGAGGUUGAGGAGGAGACACAAGAGAACGUGAACCCGUCUAGGGAACAUGUGAUAGAUAUGCCCGAGCCGGAGGUGCCCAAAGCCAAGGCACCCUUGCCUAGGCCUCCUCCGCCCUACCCUCAACGUUUGGCCAAGCAAAAGGGUGAUAACCAAUUUAAGAAAUUCAUUGAGAUGAUGAAGAGUUUGACUAUCAAUGUGCCUUUGGUGGAGGCACUCGAGCAAAUGCCGAGGUAUGCGAAAUUCAUGAAGGAUUUGGUUACAAAGAAGAGAUCAAUGGAGUGUGAGACAAUCAAGACGACCCAUCAAGUGAGCACAAUUGUACACUCCAUGGCUCCUAAAUUUGAGGACCCCGGUGCAUUCACUAUCCCAUGCACUAUUGGAAGCGCCGACUUUGCAAAAGCCCUUUGUGACUUGGGGGCGAGUAUUAACUUAAUGCCAUAUUCGGUUUCCAAAACUUUAGGAAUCGGGCAACCUCGCCCGACUUCAAUGAUGCUCCAAAUGGCGGAUAGGUCAAUGAAGCGGCCUUUGGGUAUAAUCGAUGAUGUCCUUGUUCAUGUUGAUAAGUUCAUCUUGCCGGCCGACUUCGUGAUACUAUAUUGUGAGGUGGACUUUGAAGUCCCAAUUAUCCUUGGAAGACCUUUCCUAGCAACGGGGAAGGCUUUCGUUGAUGUCGAGGCGGGAGAGUUGACUUUCCGAGUUGGUGAUGAAAAGGUGGUGUUCCAUGUGUGA
This is a messenger RNA of Nicotiana attenuata, 891 nucleotides long. RefSeq lists its product as uncharacterized. The coding region runs from base 1 to 891 and encodes 296 amino acids. The transcript has a single exon. The record is from RefSeq and is a predicted model, not a curated record. Lineage: Eukaryota; Viridiplantae; Streptophyta; Magnoliopsida; Solanales; Solanaceae.